Messenger RNA from Dendrobium catenatum, 745 nucleotides. RefSeq names its product nitrilase-like protein 2. NCBI's taxonomy places the organism in Eukaryota, Viridiplantae, Streptophyta, Magnoliopsida, Asparagales, Orchidaceae. The record is from RefSeq and is a predicted model, not a curated record.
AUUUGAUGUAGAUGUUCCUGGCAAUAUGGUUUACAAGGAGAGUAGUUUUACAACGGCAGGUGAUGCGAUUGUUGUGGAAGACAGUCCUGCUGGACGAUUAGGUCUCACAGUCUGCUAUGAUUUAAGAUUUCCUGAGCUCUACCAAAUGCUUCGCUUUGAACAUAAUGCACAGGUUUUGUUGGUGCCAUCAGCUUUUACAAAGGUAACUGGUGAGGCUCACUGGGAAAUUCUUCUCCGUGCCCGGGCAAUUGAGACGCAGUGCUUUGUUAUUGCUGCAGCUCAAGCUGGAAAACAUAAUGAGAAGAGAGAAAGCUACGGCGGAUCUCUUAUCAUUGACCCAUGGGGAACUGUUAUUGCUCGCCUUCCAGAUCGUUUAUCAACUGGGAUUGCCAUAGCUGACCUCAAUCUCUCGCAAAUAGACGCCAUAAGAACGAGGAUGCCAAUUGCUACGCAUGGGAAGUUCAGCAUUUCCUGGAAAUCCUCAUCUCCUUGAAUGUUUCUAAGGUUAGAUGAAUCACUCAAUGUAUUUGACAAUUAUGGAAGAUGGACAAUGAUUGGCAACAAAACUUUUAUUGAAACAAAACAAAGUUAAAAAAUUAAUUGGACCAUAUGUUGUUUAGUUUAAGAAAACAAAAUAUAUUAGCUGGGUAUUGUAAAAUUGUGUCCAAUUUGUGAGUCUGAUCGAGCGGCACCUUAUAAUAAUUGCUUUAGGACAAUUCAUCACAAUCUUAGGCUUCGUUUGGGA